AUGGGAAAUCAUCACACUAGUGGUUCAUCAAUGUUUGCAUCGGUGAAUGAUCGUCAAGAUGUGAUGAAUCCGAGACAACGAAAACUUCAAGAACAACAAUACGAAACUGACCAAGUUUCGAAUGACGAUGACGAAAUGAACCAAGAAUUGACUCGGAUGGUCAAGGAACAGGAACAAGUCGAUGAGAAUGAAAUUAAAAAUGGUUUGCCAUUUGGUGUAAUUCUGUUAGGAAGUGCAGAUUCAGGAAAGUCAACACUUUGGAAUCGAUGGAAACUACAAACUCAACCCUUGUCUCAAUCAGAGAAGGUAGAAUUUGCCAAUUCCAUCCUCACAUAUAUUAUUACAUGUUUGAAACGAUUACUUGAUUUGGCAAAAUCGACACUUUCCAAAGAAGAUUAUCAAAACUUGUAUUCGAAACAUGAUUUCUCUAUUGAUUUGCUUUCUCAAAUAUCAGAAUGUGGUUCAACUUUCGAAUACUUAUUUACGAAUCCCAUUUCAAAGACGAAAAUGCAAUCUCUGUGGAUUGAUCAUGAUUUUAUUGCACAUUUACCAGCUCUCUUUAUGGAACCAUGUAUUCAAGAGUUGUAUUUGAAUCAAUUUAAAGGUAAAUCAGAUUCGAAUAAUGAUCAUUCGAAUCAUCCUUACUUUCAUUCGAAUCAGAUAGAUGGCGAGGAAGGUAUCGUCAAUGAAAUUCUAUUAGGCAAUUAUCUGCACUACUUUUUACAAACACCUUCCUUCCUACAAGAAUUAUCCGAAACCUUUACACACUCUGCUGCCAACUCAAUAUUGAGAGAUUAUUCCACCUCUCCUUCAAGUGAAUUGUUUUCGAAACCCAUCCAAUUAACUCUGAAUGAUAUUCUCAAAUCAAAGAUUGUCACAACCUCAAUCAACACUUUGAAAUUUCAAUUCUCUAAAAAAUCAAUCAGCACAAAAGUGAUUAAAGUUAUUGAGAAGAGAAAGAGAGGAUUAUCAGGAGCUGCUUUACCUAAUUCUGGAGUAGUUGCUUCUCCAUCAGGUAAUUGUCCAAAUAAUGAAUCGAUUCAAGUUCAUGGAAAAUGUGGAAAUGUUGCAAUUCCAAAAUUGGUUUUGAAUACAGUUCCAAAGGAGGAAAAGAGCUUGCUGCCAAAAAGUGCUCGUGGUAAUUCCAUGACUCCUAGAAGUAAUAGUGUGAAUAGUAAGCCAGUUUCAGUUUCCAUUACUGCAAAUGAUGAGAGUGUGCAAAAUUCACCACCAAAGAAGACAACCACAAAGAAAUUGGUCGAAUCGUUGGUUAGAAAACGAUCAGGAAGCAAUAAUAAUGCGAAUGCAGCAACAACUAGCACUUCAACAAACUCAAAGGGUCCCUAUUUAGUCAUCUCUCCUGCAAAUUCACCUCGUUCCUCAAUUGCAAGUGAGGGAUCUUCGUUUAGUCCAUUGCUGGGAACUUCUCCAUCGUCCUCAUCAAUGGGUAUGCCUUCUCCUAAUUUCAAUCAGCAAUCAAGUGGAAAUAAUUCUGCCAACAUGCAGAGUAGUUCAGGUUCGAGUGUUGUGAGGGCAAUGCAAGAGAGUACAUUCACUUUGGAUUCAUUUGAAAAGAAGAAAUUACAAAAGUUUACAAUACUAGAUACUCCUGGAGUUAUUUCUCAGAGAGAUUUGGUCAGUAUGACAUUGAAUGCAUCAACUCGACCAACAGCAACAUUUUCAUUGAAGAGUGUAGUGUUUAUGUGUUCAUUGGCAGAUUUUGAUCUCACAACAAUAGAUGGAAAAGAUGAUAAAAUUAAGAGAUUGCAUGACAGCUUGGCAUUCUUUGAAAAGACACUUGUCAUGUCAAAUAAUCUCAAAGAAAUGAGAAGAAUCCUUGUCUUUACUCAUGUAGACGUUUUCGAGCAUCGAAUUCUCAAUGAAUUGACCUCCCCAAAGAAGAAACAAUUACUGGAAUUGUUGGGAAUUGCUGUCAAUGAAGAUGAUUUGGAAAAUUGUGAACUUGUUCACUUGACCUUCAAACACAUUGUCUCACUAUUCGAAACUUUGGAAAAGAAGAAUCCUCACAAGUACAUUCUCGAAUAUUACGCCCUCAAUAUGAUGGAUACUAGAGAUGUUUGCGAAUUUACCUACCACCUCACCAUGAGAGAUGGUUACACUAAAAAGGAUUAUCCAUCCAUGACUUCAAUUAAUGUCUAUUCUUCACCAAUAGUUUCUGGAUGUGAAUACGAGGUCAUUCAAAAUAUCCAAAUGGUCAAUUCAUUCUAUGAUAUUUCUCUAAUGUUCCAAUAA
Molecule: messenger RNA, 2253 nt
Organism: Naegleria gruberi
Lineage: Eukaryota; Heterolobosea; Eutetramitea; Acrasida; Naegleriidae
Exons: 2
Coding region: 1-2253 (750 amino acids)
Biological process (GO): adenylate cyclase-modulating G protein-coupled receptor signaling pathway
Cellular component (GO): heterotrimeric G-protein complex
Molecular function (GO): G protein-coupled receptor binding; G-protein beta/gamma-subunit complex binding; guanyl nucleotide binding
Source: RefSeq, a predicted model, not a curated record